This is a messenger RNA of Melanaphis sacchari, 6181 nucleotides long. RefSeq lists its product as uncharacterized. Gene Ontology annotation, molecular function: protein binding. Lineage: Eukaryota; Metazoa; Arthropoda; Insecta; Hemiptera; Aphididae. The coding region runs from base 335 to 6121 and encodes 1928 amino acids. The transcript is spliced from 10 exons. The record is from RefSeq and is a predicted model, not a curated record.
CCGAGUGCAAACAUUGAGAUUUAAGAAAUAAGAAGCCCAUAUGCGCAUAACCGUCGCACAUUGGCGCCUAAACCGUCGCGUUCCCUAUUGUUGAACCCGGUGCGCGUUUGUUUUCGUCGGGAAUCAAGUUCCUUGUUUUAGACGUUUUUUGUAACUUCAAACUUAAUAGUUUGUUGUCUCGCCCAUUCACCUUGUGUGAUUAUUGGCCAUGUUACUUUUAAACUAUUGAAUCUUGUGCAGCGGAUAAUUUUUUUUAAUUCGUUAUUUUUUACGGUCGGUGGUGUGACCUAACGAAGUUCAAUCACACCUCGUACCAGUCGCGUUUAGAAAUAUCAUGGAUAGCCAAAAAUCAGUUAAAACCUACUAUGGUUUUUUAUUGAUCAAAAAAGGAAAUGGCUCAGUUUGUGGUCGUUUUCCAGUAACAAAGAAAGAAUGCAUUUUAGGUCGUGAUAAUAAUUGUGAUAUAAGGAUUCUUUUAGAAAAAGUGUCAGCUCAACAAUGUAGUAUAUUAUGUAUUGAUAAUAAAGCAUAUGUUCGUGAUAAAAGUAUUGCUGGUUCAACCAAAGUAAAUGGAAAGAAAGUUGGCAGGAGUAAUUUUUUAUUGCAUAAUUCAGAUGAAAUUGAAAUUUGUGAGAGAAAAUUUGUUUGGGAAUAUCCAAAGAAGCCACAUGGAGAUUUUAAUAAUUUAUCCUGCAAAAAAUCUGGGAUAAGAAAUGAGCAUUUAUCACCCAGAGUACCCGAACGUUUUUUAAACCAAGUCAUCACACCAUUGGACAAUAAGAAAAUAUUUUCAAAUUCAUCUAAGAGCAGCAUGAAAACUCCCUCAAAAACAAUAAUGAGCUUAAAUAAAACACCUAUUGUUGUCACAACAGAAAAUAUGUCUAAAUCUUCAUUUGAUGAAGUGCAGAAUAACUUACAGAACCAAAAUUCAACUUCAACUGCUCAAUCUGGAUCUAAAUUGAUGAAAUCAUAUUCAAUGACUCCUGUUCGAAAUAUACCGCUUCUUAGAGAUUCUAAAUCCACUCAAAGAAAAUCAUGGGUUGUUACUAAUACAUCAGACAAUUUAUCUUCAAUUGGAGCUCAUAACAGAUUAUCUACUCAAAGAUUAAAGAGAGAUUCUACACCAGAAUUAAGUUCUAGUUAUCAUUAUGAAGACGAAGGCGUAGAAUUUGAUUCCCCAGAUCCACCCAGCUUUGUAUUGAAUACUGAACAUUCUAUUAAUAUAAAUACUAAUAAUGAUGUUGAUAACCAAUCAGAAUUGAAUGAAGAUAAUGAUAACUUACAAUCUAAUACUGAUAACAAGUUAACAGUUUCUGAACCUGAACCGAGCACAUCUAGAAGAGAUACUUAUUCUAUUGAUGAUAGAUCUAUAGUAAUCGAAGAAAAUACUACACCUGCUCCGAGACGUUCUAUUUUGAAAUGUUCAAAAACCACUAAACCUAAUCGAUCAAGAUCAAGCUGCCGAAUGGUUCAGUUUGCUCGUUUACCAAAAACUGAUAGUAAGAUUAAAAAUACAAAGACUCGAUUAAAUCCCGGAUUUAGUUUUACUGUUACAGAUGAUGAAAAUAAUUUGAUUGAUUUUGAUCAAAGUACUAAAAAUUCUAUGCAGUUUAAUGUUGAAGAGUAUGAUGAUGAUUUAGAUGGUGUACAGCCAUUAGAUAAUAGUGUUUCAUCUUUGAUUAAUUCACCAAUUUUAGACAAUAAUAUUAAUAAAUCGUCUAAACGAGGAUCAAGAGGUAAUAAAGUAAUGAGUCUUGUUAAUUCCAUUGAAAAACGUACCAAUGAAUCUCCUAAGCAUAGUAUUCGAGCAUCUGAUCUGUUAAGUAUGAAUGGAUCAAAACACAUAGAUAUAUCGCCUAAUAAUAAUUCUCAAAAUAAUCCAAGUAUAUUACAAGAAUCAGUUUCUUCAUCAAGGCGAAUUAAUCUAGAAGACAUUUUUGAAGCCGAAGAUUCUCUAAAAACUUCUGGUAAUAUUGAAAAUGAAAUAAUAGUUCAAGAAACUAAAAAAAGUCCAUUAAAAAGUGUUGAACUAGUGUCAAAUCCUAAUACAAAAUCGUUAAAUAUUACAGAAACUGAAAAAAUACCAGUUAAUGUUUUUUCUGAAGAUGAAUCCAUAAAUGAUGUAAAUGAUCUUGAAUACGAGUAUACUUUUGCUUCACCAUUAAAGCUUCCUUCAGUGAACUCUAAUUCUAUUAUAGAAAAUGAUAAUGAUUUAACUUUUGAUAAUGCCGAAAAGAAUUCUAUUUCUACUGAAAUAAUAAAUCGGGGUGAUACAAAUUCAAAACUUCACACGUCUCGUUACAUUACAGAAGACUGUACAACAUCUAUUAGUGAAAUUCUGACAAAGUCUAAUGAUAUUGAGAGCCAUGUAGUAGAUCAUGAAUUAAAUAGUAUAUCACCACAUGAUGAUAAUAUAGAUGAAACUCAAAAAAACAACUCUAAAAAUUUAAAAAAUACUAUGGUUGAAGAAAUUUGUACUAAUAACAAAAAAACGCCUAAGAAUAUUACUGUAUCGUCCAAAAUAAAUAACUCAAUUGAAAAAGAUUAUAAUCAUGAACAGAAAGAUGAUUCUGAAUUUGUUAACGAUAAUACAUGUAUAAAUGAAGUCUCAACAUCAAAAAAUGAUGCUGAAUUUGCUAACAAAAUUAAAGCUAUUCAAGGUGAACUUGAUCCACAAAAAAAUGAUAGUGUAAAACUUGUCGAUAAACCUUCAGAUCUGAAUUUUGAUCAAAUAGAUAAACAAAAUAAUGUUUCAAAAAUUGUUGAACAAACCCCAUCAAUCGUAGUUCAAAGUAUGUCUGAAAUGUUCAAUGGGAGUAUUGAUGAACAUGAAACAACACAUUCACAACAUAAAGAAAGUCUUGUAGAAACUUAUAUAUUAGUAGGAAAAGAUAAUCUACAAAAUUCAUUAGAAAUUAAUGAAAUAAAUCUCGAUAAAUGUAAUAAGACAUUGAGUGAUAAAAGUGUUUCAUCAGCUGAACCUGUAAACAAAAGUCUUAUGGAUGCUAUUGAAGUACAGCUUGACAAAAUACACAGUAAUAAUGACACAGACACUAAUUGUAAUGAAAAUAAAACUAUUUCUGUAAAUUCAACAUUGGCCUUAAGUAAACAAAAAACAUCGACAUCAAAUUUGGUUCUUGAAGAAACAGAUACUGAAAAGCAUACUUUAAAAAUAAAUAGUCAUCUGUCAAAUAAUUCAUUAAACACACUAACAGUUGAUGAAUCCACAGAAAUUAUAUGUAAUUCAGGAUCCAUAUCAAAAUCUUUAGAAAAAGAUAAUGCUAGUAACAAUUGUUUGACAAAUAUUGACAAUUCUAAUAUUUCUGAAUUGUUCACCAAUACUGAAAUAGAUGAACCUAAUUCUUUGCAGAAUAUAAAUGUAAAUAAUAAAGAAUCAAAUUGCUUAUCAAAAACUAUACCCUCAGACAAUCUUUCUGAAAAUAAUAUUUCUCUAAAACCAACUAAAAAAAUUACAAUCGAUUUGGAUCAAUUAAAAUCUGCUCUUGGUGCAAAUAAUUCUAAAGAAUUAAGAAAAUCUAAUAACCCUGAACAUAGUACAAUUAAUUCAACUAAAAUGAAUAUUGCAGAACUUAUGGCUUUAUCUUCAUCUAGUGAUGAUGAUGAUGAUGAUGAUGAUGAAAACGAUCAAAACAAAAGUUCAGAUCAUUUACUAGAUACAUCUAUUGGUAGACCUAGGUAUGAAUCUACCCCUUGGAAUUGGUCCAAAAAUUCAAAAACCCCUUUUAAUUCUACUACAAGUACACAACCUAAUGAAAUCACAAAAGAUAAUUCUGCUGAAAAUGAAGAUAGACUAAGAGAUAGAAGUUCUACUCCAGUUCAGCCAUUUGAUUCUGAACAACAAUCAUGGUCACAAUUGAUGAAAGACUUUAAUGAAUCGGUUAAAAAAGCUUCUGUUACUUGUUAUACAAAUAUUAAUAAAACAGGUAAACAUAAAAAAAAAUUAUUUGUUAAAAAAUCGAAAGACUCAAAUAUUAAGAAUAAUAAAUCGGAAAUUAAAAAUAAUAAUUCUACACAGGGUUCAACUUCAUUAAUAUCUAAUUAUACUUCAAAUGAGUCUGUUCAGGCUAUAAGACCUAUAAAAAAUGAAUCUACUCGAGUUAGAAAAUCUAUGUUGAGUGAUAAAAGAAGAUCUACUAGGUCUUCUAAAAUCCAAAGUAGUUACAUUGACAAUUAUGACUCAGCAGAAACUAGCAAUACUGAUGAAAUAUUACUGAGAAAAAAUAAUUCCAUUGAUAAUAAAACUGGUGGAGCUGUUCGAGCAAAUACUAACCGUUCAACAAAAAGUAAAUCUUUAAUUUCUAUUUCAAAAACUGAUUCUAAAAGUAAUAAUUACUCUACUUCAUUGAGCUCAUCAGAAGAUGCAUGUAGUCCAACUAAAAAAAUAACAAAUAAUCAGAAAAACAAUCCUAAGUCAUUACCUUCAAUGAAUGUAAAUAAAAUUAAGUCUAAUAAUUUAAUGAUAGAAAAUGUUAAAGUACAAAUAAUGGCUACCAAAGAUUCACCAUCAAGUAGUGAAGAUGAUACGUCUUGUUAUCUGGAUGAAAUACAAACAUUUGAAAGGGAAUUGCGUAGGAGGAAACUUAAUAAUUAUUCUUCUUCUAUUAAAACUAAAAAAAAUACAUUGAAUUCUGAUAAAGUUAAAACAAUAGGAAAAUCUAGAAGAAAUACUUCAUCAACUAAGACAUGUAAUACUGAUUCUAAUAAUGCAUUAUCUGAAUCAAGUAAAUUGAAGUUGGAUAAAAAAAAUAAAACAACAUGUGCUGUAAAAUCAAAAUCUAUCAAAAUUUCAAAAACUGUUAAGACAAAGAAAUCUACAAAUUUAAGAGCAAAUAAAAAUACUCGGUCAAAACGUCUCUUACCCUCUAAACCAAUUAAAACAAGUUCAAAAAAUUCUUCUGAGUAUGAAUCAUCAAAUGAAACUGAAGAAGAGAGUACCCAAAAAUUACAAUCACUUGAUCUACCUAAAUCAGUUAAAGGAAAAACCCAGAAGAAAGAUAUUUAUAUUGAUAAUAAUUUACUCUCAUUACCAACUAGACGUAGUCAAAGAGGAAAAAUCAAAAUAUCCGAUGUUUCAAUGCAAUCAAGAACACAAAGUCGCAAGCGUGCUGCCAAUAUAUCACCUUUAACUCAAAACAAUAAAGACAAAAAAAAGAAUAUUUUAUCCAAAGCAGUAGCGAGCCCAGUUUCUCAGACUUCAUAUUCUCCAAAGAAAUCAAGUUAUACUCUACCUAAACAAAAUUCAGCAGUUAAUCAAGUACCUGAUAAAUCUUUACCUGAAACUACAAACAAAUCUACGAGCUUAAGAAUUUUAAGAACUAAUAAAAAUGCUCAGCUUAACCAUCUUUUACCUUCAAAAUCAAUUAAAACAAGUGUAAAAGAUUCUUUAAAGUAUGUAACCGAAGAAAGUACUCAAAAACCUCAAUCAAUUAGUUGUCCAUCUAAGUCUACCAAAGAAAAAACUAAAAAAAAAGAUAUUAUUGUUGAUAACAAUUUAUCUUCAGUGUCAACUAAACGUAAUCUAAGAGAAAAAAAUAAAACUUCAGAUGUUUCAUUGCAGCCGCCAAAAAUACAAAGCCGUAAACGUGCAGCUGAUUCAUCGCCUUUAUCUCAGCCCAAAGCUAAAGGCAAAAAAUGUGAUAUUUUAUCCAAAGUUGCAAACUCAGUUUCUCGUGCUUCAAACUCCCCAAAUAUACGUACCCGAAAUAUGUCCAAAAUAUCUGUUAAACAAACUUCUGAUAAUUCUCUUUCUGAAACUACAUCAGUUAGUAAAAGAGAAAAGAAAAAAUCAAAUGAAAAAUUAAAACCAAAAUCCAAUGAAAAUACCCGAGCGAAAAAACGUCAACUGAAUUCUGAUGACUCUGCUUCAUCAACUUGUAAAAAAGUAAGACAAGUAACUUUCAAAGGAGCAGAAAUUGAAAAGAAAAAAUCUGAUUUAUCUACUGAGCCCAUUGAAUCUCUCAAAGUAAAAUACAACAAAAAUGCUGAAAAGUCAAUUUCACCUGUACAAAGAAAAACAAGAAAAGCAAAACAAGCUGCUCCAAAAGAUAAAGAGACAAUUAUUUCUCCUAGAGUACUAAGAGUCAGGGACAAGAAAAAGUAAAAAAUAAAAUAUCCUUAAAUAAUUUUUAUUUAUUUGUAUUUGUAUUCUUUUUUUUUUUUU